CACACUGAGAGAGAGUUUUGUUUAGUUUUUUUUAUGAUUGCAAACACGAAUUAAACGAUAACGCCAGUAAAGAGCGUCCAACAAGUCACUUGCAAGUCGAUUAGUCGAGGUCGAUAAGAACAUUGUAAAAAGCUCAAGCCGAAGCUUAUCCGGAGAGAGGAGAACGAUUGAACUUCAGAACUGAACUCGAACUUUGUCACCGAGUCGGUCGGUCGGGUCUGUCGUCUUCUUAAUACGUUUACGAAUGGAAUGAAAGAGGAGGAAUCAAUAGCAGAAGACAACACAAUAAAACAGAUACACUGCCUAACAGGAAUUACAACACCGAGAUUGCACAAAUAAUUAGCUGCCCUCAAAGAUGGCCGCCAUUGGGGAACGUUUCCAAGCUGCCGUCAAUGUCAUCAAGGGAUUGCCCAAGAAUGGUCCAUACCAGCCAAGCACCAGCAUGAUGCUGAAGUUCUAUGGCCUCUUCAAGCAGGCCACCGAGGGUGCCUGUGACCACAAGAAGCCUGGCUUCUGGGACGUGGUGGGCAAGGCCAAGUGGGACGCCUGGAAUGACAAUCGACAUCUGAGCAAGGAGCAGGCCAUGCAGCGUUAUGUUGAGAGUCUGCAGGAGAUCAUCGAGACGAUGUCGUUCACAGAGAAUGUGCAGAACUUUGUGGGCAGCCUUGAUGGCCUGGGAAACAUCAAUUUGGACGAACUGGAAUUGGUUUCACCCGGCAUGAGGGAGCUCGCCGAAUCGCAUCCCAACUCUCCGUUCCAUUCGCGCACAAACAGUCCACAGCAUGGCAGCAGCUGUAACGGAGCAGCUGAACCAGAGCUGGGGCCACCAUUAGCCUCAUCGGAGCUGGGCAGCAGCGUGGUGACCAAUGGACUGAGCAAUGGCUACACAAGUAAAACGGCGCAAAACUACAGCCACAGCGACAGCCACAACUAUACGAACAACAGCAGCGUGAACAUUGUGGAGCCGUCGGACGAUGAAUAUGACGAUCCAUAUGAUCUAUCCCACGAGGUCACCCAGGCCAUUGCACAGAACACAGAUCUGCUGCGACAAAUCCAAAGCACAAUUACGCGUAUGAACAACGAUGUGGGCGCCGUGCAGCAGCGUAUGCGCAGCGUGGAACAGGCAUUGACGGAGCUACGCAAUGGCCAAAAGUCGAGAGCAGCGCAACGGCAACAGCCCGCCUGGUGGCCAUUCAAGAAUAUUUCCCCCCUCUGGUUUGCUGUGCUCAUCCUGUGGCCCUUCCUUGUGCGACGAUUUGGUCGACUGUUGCAGACAUCAACCGUCCGCAGACGCUGACGCAAAACGAUGUUUAGACUAGAACGUAUGGCAUGUGGUAGUUAAAUUUUACUGUUUUGGUUACGGGCACAAGCUUGGUCUUUGGCUUUCUUCUAUCCUCGAAAGUGAUGGCUCCAUCUAUUGUACAGAGUUGGCCUUAUUUAUAGUUUUACAACCACUGUGGUUGCCUAUCCCAGUUGCAAUAUUUUAUACUUUUUUUAUAUACGUGUAUAUUUAUUUUUGCGACCUUUAUUUGGAACACAUUCCCAUCUAAUUUAGUUUUUUAAGACGAACUUUUGGCCUCGACCUCGCACCUGGCGUGAAAGGUUGUAAGCGAGCGAACAAUUUAUUGUGCAUUAUUUUUAUUAUAAUUUUUGUAUUAAAGUGAAUGUUUUAGAA
Molecule: messenger RNA, 1675 nt
Organism: Drosophila subobscura
Lineage: Eukaryota; Metazoa; Arthropoda; Insecta; Diptera; Drosophilidae
Product: acyl-CoA-binding domain-containing protein 5
Exons: 3
Coding region: 356-1297 (313 amino acids)
Biological process (GO): fatty acid metabolic process
Molecular function (GO): fatty-acyl-CoA binding
Source: RefSeq, a predicted model, not a curated record